Messenger RNA from Danio aesculapii, 5156 nucleotides. Its product is annotated as neurotrypsin. Gene Ontology annotation, cellular component: membrane. Lineage: Eukaryota; Metazoa; Chordata; Actinopteri; Cypriniformes; Danionidae. Gene Ontology annotation, biological process: proteolysis. The transcript has 14 exons. Bases 292 to 2790 code for a protein of 832 amino acids. Gene Ontology annotation, molecular function: serine-type endopeptidase activity. The record is from RefSeq and is a predicted model, not a curated record.
UAAUGAUCUGUAGUGUGUGAUGGUCGAGGCUGCUGGAGCGGCGUCUCUUCUCUCUCAGUAGCGACACCUCACAGAGCACGCAGACCUGCAUGAGAGGGGUGUCAGUCGUGUCGCUGGACUUUUAGAACUUUUACACAACAUUGCUUGCUUUUUCUGAACAUUUUUUGUGUUUCUUCGGUUGUAACAAACAUUUGUAAAUAUUCUGAGGUGGGAAGGCGUCCCACUUUUUGUCCGUAUGCCCGCGGACAGCGAUGAUGGGACAGUUGUACUGGACGGACGGUCAAUGACAGGAUGGAUAUCAGAGGGAUUCUCUCUAUCGCUGCUGUCUUUGGUUUCUCUUUCGGAGUUUAUGGCGAGGCAGGACAGCGUGCUAUGUACCUGAAUACACUACAGAGCUCAGGGCCUCUGUCCUGCUCUGAGGGCUUCACAGAGCUGGGUUAUUACAACGGAUCUGUGUCUCAGACCGACGCUGGAUUUUCCUGUCUAAAAUGGACUGAAUUUCCAGACUACAUGCUUCAGUACCCGAAGCGUGGGCUGGGGGACCACAACCACUGCAGAAACCCUGAUCGUGAAUCCAACCCCUGGUGCUUCUUCAGACAGAAGUCUGGAGCCGUCGGGUGGGCUUACUGCGACUGCCACCAGGGUGAUGUGCGGUUGGUGGGGGGUUCAUCUAAUAAGAGUGGUCGCCUGGAGGUGUAUCUAAAUGGCCGAUGGGGAUCAGUGUGUGACUCUCACCUGACGGAUCGAGAUGCCAGUGUGAUCUGUCGACAGCUGAGACUCGGUGAGAUUGGCACUGCACUCCGCCAUUCAUAUUUCGGACCUGGUUCUGGUCUCUUCCACUUUGAGCGUCUCGGCUGCCAUGGAAAUGAAGAAUCUCUGCUCAAGUGCCGGAGCAGGAAAUAUGUGUCUGGUGACUGUAACCAUGGGAAUGAGGCUGGAGUCAUAUGUGCUGUACCCGAGGGAAAUGGUGCCCCCCUGAGGCUCGUCGGGGGUCUUGAGGAUUUCGAGGGCCGUGUGGAGGUGUUUUAUAAUGGACAGUGGGGGACCAUCUGUGAUGACGAGUGGGAUGAUAUUGAUGCUGAAGUGGUUUGCAGACAGUUGGGAUUGGGUGGCGUGCCAAAGGCGUGGACCUGGGCUCAUUUUGGGCAGGGCAGCGGUCCUAUCGCUCUGGAUGGCGUUCACUGCACAGGAAAUGAGCUCUCUCUAGAGGAAUGUCCUCAUGCACCCUGGGGCCGACACAACUGUGACCACAUGGAGGACGCUGGAGUCUCGUGCAACCCGUUUACAGAUGGAGUGUUGCGUCUGGUAGGAGCUGAUAGCCCAUGGGAAGGCCGUCUGGAGGUUUAUCAUGCUGGUGAAUGGGGCACAGUGUGUGACGACAACUGGACCGGACGUCACGCCCAGGUGGUGUGUCGACAGCUGGGUUAUCGAGGGCGAGCUGAGGUGUCUCCAGUUGGGAUGUAUGGCGAGGGUACAGGGCUGAUCCUGCUGGAUGAGGUGACCUGUGAAGGAGGAGAGAGCUCUCUGCUGGACUGUGCUCAUUCUCAGUGGGGUCAGCAUGACUGCUCGCACAGUGAGGACGUGGGCAUUCGCUGUGAAAGAGAAGGACAGAACAAUGAGAUCCCCGAAGUGGCUCCUGUCACAGGUCCCCUGGUGAGGCUGGUGGACGGAGAGAGCCGUAAAGAGGGCCGUGUGGAGGUGUUUAUUAAUGCUCAGUGGGGCAGUGUGUGUGAUGAUGGCUGGAAUGAUAUCAAUGCUCAAGUGGUCUGCAGACAGCUAGGAUUUGUUGGGGUCUCGAAGGCUCGCUCUAUGGCUUAUUUUGGCGAGGGCCAGGGACCGAUCCAUCUGGAUAAUGUGAAGUGUGUUGGUACAGAGGUUUCGUUGGGCGAGUGUUCUGCUGUCGGGUCGGACGCUCAUGAUUGCAGGCACAGUGAGGACGCAGGGGUCAUUUGUGACUAUGUUACCGAACCGGUAAAGUUCAGUAGUUUUGGCAAACAGGAGUGUGGAUUGAGACCUAACACACAGAGACGCAGGAGGAGGAUCAUUGGAGGAGACAAGUCUCUACGGGGGGACUGGCCAUGGCAAGUGUCUCUUUGGCUCAGGUCUCAAUCAAAAGGCUCACAUCCUCUCUGUGGGGCGACUCUUAUCAAUUCCUGUUGGGUCAUUACUGCUGCUCACUGCUUCAAAAGGUUUGGUUCAGAUGCCUCCCGAUAUGUCCUGCGGCUCGGCGACUACCACACUGAGGAGCGGGACGAUUUUGAGCGCAGUCUUUCUCCUGAGCGAAUCGUGAUCCAUAAAAAGUACCACAGUCAGGGCUGGGAGUAUGACAUUGCCUUGCUGAAGUUGAAGGGCACAGAUGGGAACUGUGUGGCCUUUAACCCGCACACUAAUGCUGUUUGCCUUCCACCUCAGAGCAGCAAGAAGGGCAAGAGACCCAUUGCCUGUGUGAUCACCGGCUGGGGAAUUACAGACUCUGAGUAUUCCAGAACUCUUCUGCAAGCCUGGGUUCCUCUGCUGCCCUCCUGGAAGUGUAAAAAGCGUUAUGGCAGUCGUUUCACCAGCCGCAUGUUGUGUGCUGGUAGCUUGUCCAACCAUCGGCGUGUGGACAGCUGUCAGGGUGACAGUGGGGGUCCGCUGGUGUGCCAAGGCGACGGUGGGCACUGGAUGCUCACAGGCGUCAUCUCCUGGGGUCACGGCUGUGGUGACCCUUCAUAUCCAGGUGUAUAUACACGGGUCGGACGCUUUCUGAAGUGGAUUGAGAAAGUCACACACAGCCCAGCUGAAGCGUGAUAUCACAGUGUUGAUGUUAAAAUCACUCACCGCAUUGUCAAUAUAUAUUUAUAUAUUAUCAGUCAAAAAUUGGGAAUUAGUACAAUUUUUUUUAUGUUUUAUGUUUUAGACUUCAUUUAUUUAAUUAAAAAUACAGUAAACUUGUGAAAUGUUAUUACAAUUUAAAACAAACUAUUUUCAUAUUGAAUGUAGUUUAAAAUAGUAUUUAUUCCUGUGAUUUAAAGCUGAAUUUUCAGAAUUGUUACUCUCAUCUUCAGCGUCAAAUGAUCCUUUAAAAGUCUUUCUAAUAUGAUGAUCUGCUGCUCAUGAAAUAUUUAUUAUUAUUAUUAUUAUUAUUAUUAUUAGUUGCUACUAUUGGUUGCUAGUUAUUAUUAGUUAUUACUAUUAUUAUCAGUGUUAAAAACAAACCAGACUCAUUCUGAAAAUGUACCGCUAUAUAUAUUUCUGGAGAGCUCCAAAUACGUCCCAGGAACUAUGUUUUGUUUGCAGUUUUUGUUUUGGCGAAUCCACCAGAGGCCGCUUUGCGGCUUUUUGAGAUCUUAAAUUUCUCUGGCGAGUUCCAUUCGUGCCUGCUGUUCUUGCUUAAAUCCACCAGAGGCCGCUGUUCACUGACUGACUGACUGACUGACUGACUUAACGAUCGACUGACCCACCCUCCUCCUUCCCUAAACCGAACCAACAGUGUUUUCAAAAGCACUGACUGACCUACACCACCCACUUCCCUAAACCCAACCGACAGUUUUAAAAGCAAUCCAGAAAAAGAAAAGCCUUCAUCUGAUUUUUACUACAUUUUCAGAUUUUACCACGUUCUCACGCUGUUAUUUACUUAUUUUAUUUUUGUAUUCUGUUUUUGUCCUACCCGCUUGCUGAAACUGCUUUCACUUGAACCCCGUCCUUGUGGUCAACUCUUCUCUGCGUCUCAAGUCCGCCAAUGUACAUGGUUAGCUGACUAGACAAACUGGUAACAGCAGGAAAACCGUCCAUACGGAGGUAAUCGGUUAGCUGGUAAGUGUGAAAAUACCGCCCCCUAGUGUUCGUUUUUAAGACGCCAUGCAGCCAUACGUUCUUCUGGUAUGUAUAUAGGGCUACGUUUUCAGAAUGAGCCUAUGUUGGUUGAAAACAGUGCUUGAAAAGUAUGGAAACUGUUGUACAGUGCAAUACCAUGGUAAAUGUAUUUACUUUUAUUCAUCAGGGACACAUUAAAUGGUUCAAAGUACAGAAUUAAACAAUGUUUUUUAAACGUUCUUCAAAUCAAAGUGCCAUGAUGAGUGAAAUGUAGCAGUUUCCAAACUAUGAAGCAGGUAAUUUAUAAUUAUGAGAGUCAUCAUUAUUAAUAAUAAUGAGUGUACCAAUAAUAAUUGAGCAUAACCGAUCAGAAAAUCUCAAAAGUGAAAUGUUGUAAUGUUGAAAUCAUUUCUUUGAAUGAAACAGCUACAUUUUAUAUUCAAUAAGAAGUCAGUGAAUUGAAAUUGUACUGUUUCACAAUUUUAAUUGUAUUUUAAUCAAAUAGAUGCAGGCUUGUUGAGUAAAAUGUAAAAAAAAAAAAUCAUACUGAUCCCAAAGUGUCGACCGCAGUGUAUAUCAUGUAAUGCCUCUGAACGAAAGCAUCACCAGCUGGCCAUUAGGUUUAAAGCUGCUUUGAUCCUGGUUUAUGUGUUGCACAUUUAAAUAGUUGCACCGUGCCAUUUCAAUUCCAUUUCUGUAUACUUGAAGCAUCGUGAUCGUGCACAAAAACAUGAAGCCGCAAAUGUGUGUUUUUGAGGAAAAGCUGCCUUAUGUGAGCAGAGUUUAAAGGUUGUUUGCUUGUAAGCCUUUGUAAAUAAGUCAGUUUGCACUAAUCUGCAUGCCAUAUAAGUGAGCAUAUGUGGGAGGUCUAUGGAUCAGGAUCUUAAAGUAAGUUCACAUUUUGCACUUCCACUAUGAAAUAGGCAUGCAUUAAUGUUAAAACAAUCAUCAACAUUCCACUUAUUUGUUGGUUAUUACUGUAGUACUCUUGAUGAAGGUUUGUAGGGUACGACAUUAUUGAGCUUACUUUUUUUUUGGGAAGCAGAAAAGCAGUGUCAGGUAAUGCAAAGAUUUUUUUUUUUUGCUAUAAUUUUUGCAAGCUAAUUAAAAUGUUCCUUUUAGAGAACAAUGUUUUGUGUAAACAUUUUCUUUUUUUAAUUUAUGUAAUGUUCCAUUGUGUUUUGUGAAUGAACACAAAGCCAAUGAUAGAAAUACCAUGUUUUUUUUUCAAUGCUGAUUCACGGCAACGCAUAACUUUUUGAUUUAGUGGUUUAUGAAUUUGUACCAUCUAAUUCAGUGUUUCCCAACCCUGUUCUUGGAGGCACACCAACAGUUCAUGUUUUGGAUGUCUCCCUCAUCUG